Impatiens glandulifera is the source of this 1054-nucleotide messenger RNA. RefSeq lists its product as uncharacterized. NCBI's taxonomy places the organism in Eukaryota, Viridiplantae, Streptophyta, Magnoliopsida, Ericales, Balsaminaceae. The record is from RefSeq and is a predicted model, not a curated record. The transcript has 4 exons. The coding region runs from base 573 to 911 and encodes 112 amino acids.
CUCUGGAUCUAAACAUUCACUUAUGCAUGAUAUUACUUUUAAUAGAUGGAUUAAUCCUUUAGUUGGAGGGAUUCCAUAAAUUAAUCCUUUAUUUGAGGAGUGAUUUAUUUUCAUUUCUAUGUUGAAUGAAUUUCAUUUCCUUGCUUGUAAUCUGCUAACAAUUCUGUGUAGUAUUAACUUAACAUAAGAGAGAAUAAUUAUUUUUUUAUCUUCUUGUGUUCCUUUCUUCCUGUAGUCCUUCAAGAUACUACCUGGAAAUAUAACAGAAUAUCAUCCUUUUAUAUAGAGUUCUAUUACUAUGACUUGUUCUGAGAUAUUCCUAUUAUUAUUCCUAUUCUUAUGUUUCUUUCUUGAAUGUUUGGGUUCAUGAUAUGCUCAUGUAGCUGAGAGAAUAUUAUCAUUCGAAGCAUGAGAAAGAAUUCAACUGGGCAUAUUUCUUAUGUUUAGAGUUUCAACGUAAACAUAAACAUUUUCAUGCUGCAUGGGAUUCAUUAUGGGGUGCUGGCUUGAAACUAGAUGUUGUACUGGCACUAUGGAAAGCUGAGUUCUUAAGGAAGGUGAUGCAAUGACGGAUGCUGUCUGGUUCUUGUGCUUCUAAAGUUUUCAUUUCUUACAUGAAGCUUAUUUGGAAACUGCUAUUUUGUCACAAUCUCUUACGAUUUCAAUGGAGAAUUGCGGAAGAUUAUACACCUUAUUCUUGUCAAAAGAUAAUUCAUCAAUUCCUGGUGUUGGGGAUACUUCCCUUUCCGUCAAUUCAGGACAUGUUCCUGGGAAUGGAUGAAGAAGCUUCAUUUGGAAGCACACUCAAUCUCGUAAUCUUCACAAACAAUGGACCAAUACGAGAUUCGUGUCAAUGUGAAUUACAUUUGAUCAGGGUUAUUUCAAUUUGCAAUGAUUCAACAUCAUUGUAGUCCUCUAGGGUAAAGAAAAUCCAGUAAUUUGAAAACAGAUUUGUCAAAUAUAGUGGGUGGGUGAAACUGCAUGUCUAUUUCAUAUAAUUUAAAAUGAUGGGGGUUGUAGCAUUGGUCUUUAUCAAGCACUCCAUUUAUCUUUU